CCCCGAGUACCUGGGGUGGUGCUUCUCCUCAAGCACCUUGGUGGGAGGCAGGUGCGGGCCCUGGGAAUGAACCUGUGCCCCGAGUUCUCCCUUAGAAACUGUUGGCGGCCCUGACCUUGCUUCUGAUAUCUUCAUCCACCUCUAAAAAUUAGGUGGCGAUGCCUACUCCAUUGUGUGUGUGCCCCCGACUCUAUUCAACUUAUGAUCCCCACUCGGAAAGUAGGCAGCGGUCCGGACUUCCCUUAGAGUCUUCUAACUUAAAAAUCUGGCGGCGGCACAUUCCUGGGAAAGGGAAUGUGUCCUCCCUGUGAAUGUUCUCCCCAAAAGUCAGAUAGCUUAAUCAGAUCAAGUCAGAUGUAACUACGAUCGGGCUGCAGAAAGCCGGCGUCUGCUCCUUGCCUUAUGUCUUAUAUCCCUUUUACAUUCCCACAGGUUCUAAGCAGUAGACCUGUCGUCUGUCUAGCAGAAAUUGAAGGAGACUGGGCCUCAGAUCUUGAAGUGCAUAGUUAGGGCUCAGAAGGAAAAGGGGCUCCUUAAGUGGUUCCAGGUUGUGUGGUUACCAAGCCAGAAAGCGUAGAGGUCAGAAGGUGCCUUGCAGGCAGUUUUAACAGUUUCAAGUGUCCCGAACUGACUUGUUCAAACUGCAAGUCAUGACUUGUGGCAUUAUCAGCACUUGUGGCUGAUGACUCCUCUAAAAGCUGGGAUUAAAACUUCCCGUAUUCCUGGCUGGCUGGAUAUAAUCUUAAGCAAAAAGCAUGUACUUAAACAGGAAAGGUGGAAGGCAGAAUACAGGUUUUCAACUAAGGAGCUUCCCUUUUAAAGAACUGCAUCAUUGCGGGGACGGUAGUGUGAAAGGCCUUAGCUAGGAAAAUUAACUUUGCACUUGCAUUGAUAUUAAGAAAUUAUUUUCGGCCGGAUGCGGUGGCUCAUGCCUGUAGUCCCAGCACUUUGGGAGGCCGAGGUGGGCGGAUCACCUCAGGUCAGGAGUUCGAGACCUGCCUGGCCAAUCUGCUUAGCCUGCGACGCUUAUGAUUAGAGCCAACAAUUUGAAAUGGCCUGCUCACCUGAUGCAGUCGUCUCUUCGUCUUCUACUUUCUUAAGGUCUGGCUCAGUUUAUGAACCUCUUAAAAGCAUUAAUCUUCCAAGACCUGAUAAUGAAACUCUCUGGGAUAAAUUGGACCAUUAUUACAGAAUUGUCAAGUCAACAUUGCUGCUGUAUCAAAGUCCAACUACCGGUCUCUUUCCCACUAAAACAUGUGGUGGUGACCAGAAGGCCAAGAUCCAGGACAGUCUAUACUGCGCUGCUGGGGCCUGGGCUUUGGCUCUUGCAUACAGGCGCAUUGAUGAUGACAAGGGAAGGACCCAUGAGCUGGAGCACUCAGCUAUAAAAUGCAUGAGAGGAAUUCUCUACUGCUAUAUGCGUCAGGCCGAUAAGGUCCAGCAGUUUAAGCAGGAUCCACGCCCAACAACAUGUCUUCACUCUGUUUUCAAUGUGCAUACAGGAGAUGAGUUGCUCUCCUAUGAGGAAUAUGGUCAUCUUCAGAUAAAUGCAGUGUCACUCUAUCUCCUUUACCUUGUGGAAAUGAUUUCCUCAGGACUCCAGAUUAUCUACAACACUGAUGAGGUCUCUUUUAUUCAAAACCUUGUAUUUUGUGUGGAAAGAGUUUACCGUGUGCCUGACUUUGGUAUCUGGGAAAGAGGAAGCAAAUAUAAUAAUGGCAGCACAGAGCUACAUUCGAGCUCUGUUGGUUUAGCAAAAGCAGCUCUAGAAGCAAUUAAUGGAUUCAACCUUUUUGGCAACCAGGGCUGUUCGUGGUCAGUUAUAUUUGUGGAUCUCGAUGCUCACAAUCGCAACAGGCAAACUUUGUGCUCGCUGUUACCCAGAGAAUCAAGAUCACAUAACACAGAUGCCGCCCUGCUCCCCUGCAUCAGUUAUCCUGCAUUUGCCCUGGAUGAUGAAGUUCUGUUUAGCCAGACACUUGAUAAAGUGGUUAGAAAAUUAAAAGGAAAAUAUGGAUUUAAACGUUUCUUGAGAGAUGGGUAUAGAACAUCACUGGAAGAUCCCAACAGAUGUUACUACAAGCCAGCUGAAAUUAAGCUGUUUGAUGGCAUUGAAUGUGAAUUUCCCAUAUUUUUCCUUUAUAUGAUGAUUGAUGGAGUUUUUAGAGGCAAUCCUAAGCAAGUACAGGAAUAUCAGGAUCUUUUGACUCCAGUACUUCAUCAGACCACAGAAGGAUAUCCUGUUGUACCAAAGUACUAUUAUGUGCCAGCUGACUUUGUAGAAUAUGAAAAAAAUAACCCCGGUAGUCAAAAACGAUUUCCUAGCAACUGUGGCCGUGAUGGAAAACUGUUUCUUUGGGGACAAGCACUUUAUAUCAUCGCAAAACUCCUGGCUGAUGAACUAAUCAGUCCUAAAGACAUUGAUCCUGUGCAGCGCUAUGUCCCACUAAAAGAUCAACGUAACGUGAGCAUGAGGUUUUCCAAUCAGGGCCCACUGGAAAAUGAUUUGGUAGUUCAUGUGGCACUUAUAGCAGAAAGCCAAAGACUUCAAGUUUUUCUGAACACAUAUGGUAUUCAAACUCAAACUCCUCAACAAGUAGAACCCAUUCAGAUAUGGCCUCAGCAAGAGCUUGUGAAAGCUUAUUUCCACCUGGGUAUCAACGAAAAGUUAGGACUCUCCGGAAGGCCAGAUAGGCCCAUUGGCUGCCUCGGUACAUCAAAGAUUUAUCGCAUUUUAGGAAAGACUGUGGUUUGUUACCCGAUUAUUUUCGACCUAAGUGAUUUCUACAUGUCUCAGGAUGUUUUCCUGCUGAUAGAUGACAUAAAGAAUGCACUGCAGUUCAUUAAACAAUAUUGGAAAAUGCACGGACGUCCACUUUUCCUUGUUCUCAUCCGGGAAGACAAUAUAAGAGGUAGCCGGUUCAACCCCAUAUUAGAUAUGCUGGCAGCCCUUAAAAAAGGAAUAAUUGGAGGAGUCAAAGUUCAUGUGGAUCGUCUACAGACCCUAAUAUCUGGAGCUGUAGUAGAACAACUUGAUUUCCUACGAAUCAGUGACACAGAAGAGCUUCCAGAAUUUAAGAGUUUUGAGGAACUAGAACCUCCCAAACAUUCAAAAGUCAAACGUCAAAGCAGCACCCCUAGUGCUCCUGAACUGGGACAGCAGCCGGAUGUCAACAUUAGUGAAUGGAAGGACAAACCCACCCACGAAAUUCUUCAAAAACUGAAUGAUUGCAGUUGUCUGGCUAGCCAAGCCAUCCUGUUGGGUAUACUGCUCAAAAGAGAAGGCCCCAACUUCAUCACAAAGGAAGGUACCGUUUCUGAUCACAUUGAGAGAAUCUAUAGAAGAGCUGGCAGCAAAAAACUUUGGUCGGUUGUACGCCGUGCAGCAAGUCUUUUAAGUAAAGUAGUGGACAGCCUGGCCCCAUCCAUUACUAAUGUUUUAGUGCAGGGCAAACAGGUAACUCUGGGUGCCUUUGGGCAUGAAGAAGAAGUUAUCUCUAAUCCUUUGUCUCCAAGAGUGAUUAAAAACAUCAUCUAUUAUAAGUGUAACACCCAUGAUGAGAGGGAAGCGGUCAUUCAGCAAGAACUGGUCAUCCAUAUUGGCUGGAUCAUCUCCAAUAACCCUGAGUUAUUCAGUGGCAUGCUGAAAAUACGAAUCGGGUGGAUCAUCCAUGCCAUGGAGUACGAACUUCAGAUCCGUGGUGGAGACAAGCCAGCCUUGGACUUGUAUCAGCUAUCACCUAGUGAAGUUAAACAGCUUCUGCUGGAUAUUCUGCAGCCUCAACAGAAUGGAAGAUGUUGGCUGAACAGGCGUCAGAUUGAUGGGUCUUUGAAUAGAACUCCCACCGGGUUUUAUGACCGAGUGUGGCAGAUCCUGGAGCGCACGCCCAAUGGCAUCAUUGUCGCUGGGAAGCAUUUGCCUCAGCAACCAACCCUGUCAGAUAUGACCAUGUAUGAGAUGAAUUUCUCUCUCCUUGUUGAAGACACGUUGGGAAAUAUUGACCAGCCACAGUACAGACAGAUCGUUGUAGAGUUACUUAUGGUUGUAUCCAUUGUACUGGAAAGAAACCCCGAGCUAGAAUUUCAAGACAAAGUAGAUCUAGACAGACUGGUCAAAGAAGCAUUUAAUGAAUUUCAAAAAGAUCAGAGUCGGCUAAAGGAAAUUGAAAAACAAGAUGACAUGACUUCCUUUUACAACACUCCUCCCCUGGGAAAAAGAGGAACAUGCAGCUAUUUGACAAAGGCGGUGAUGAAUCUGCUGCUGGAAGGAGAAGUCAAGCCAAACAAUGAUGAUCCGUGUCUCAUUAGCUAGUGGAGAAGGUGUAGGAAGCUCUGUUGAGACAUAUGUUCUGAAGUGUGUUGUGUUUCGUGUUCAAGCUUAAUCAAGGCAGCCAUUAAUGUACAAACUGAGCAUGCUGGGGAGCUGAUUGCCACAUCCUUGGCAGCUUUGUGGACCUCUUGCAUGUCAUAGCCAAUUUAAUGGUAAUGGUAAAUGCUUUUAAUCAAACAUGAAAAAGUUCUCAUGAUUAUGCCAGCUACAAUAGUAAUCCUCACUGAGUGAUAAAAAUAGUUUAUGAAUUGAAAAUUUGCCACUACAUGUUUCAUGAUCAAAUAGUUCAUCAAAAUGAAUCUUUGCUCUUUGGAAUGAAUUAUUACCAUACUGCCAUUAAAAUAAAUUUGCCAACUAGUAAUGCAUACUGGAAUUCAAAAGAUAUUGAAAGAAUGGUGAACUUCUCUUAGUGGUAUUGUCAUGCUAAAAGAUGUUAAUAUACAUCAUAAAAGCAAAGUCAGCCAGCUGAUAUUUUGGUUCUCAAAAACUGCAUUAUUAAUAAUAUUUUAGUAUACAGAGAUAUUCUACAAUUUUUACAUUGUAAACAUGACUAUGGUUUUGUAUUUGCUAAAUAUAGGGGUUGGACUAAAAUAUAAUAAAUCUGUACCUUAUCAAACAUUUUCUUUGAGCUCCUGCUAAAAAUAGGACAUGUCUAUGAUUGUUCAGAAAUAUGUUAAAUUUAGCCUCAGCAUGGUAGCUCACACCUGAAAUCCCAGCACUUUGGGAGGCUGAGGCAGGUGGAUCACUUGAGGUCAGGAGUUCGAGACUAGCCUGGCCAACAUGGUGAAAACGCCGUCUCUACUAAAAAUACAAAAAUUACCCAGGCAUGGUGGUGCAUGCCUUUAAACUCAGCUACUGAGGGGGCUGAGGCAUGAGAAUUGCUUGAACCAGGAGAUGGAGGUUGCAGUGAGCUGAAAUCAUGCCACUGCACACCAGUCUGGGUGACAGAGCAAGACUAAAUCUCAAAAAAAAAAAAAAAAAGAAAAAGAAAUAUGUUAAAUUUAAGGACUGUUAACCUACUUUGUACUAGUAAAAACAACAUUAAGAGUCAUUAAAUUUUAUUUCUGAAUUAAUGAACGUAUCUGGACACAUUCUUUGCUCCUAGGUUCACAAGAUUGAGCUUAAAACUCCUGAGUGUUUUCAUUUAAUUGAUUUAGAGGUAGAAUGGAAGAGAAUCUAUGGUACCUAUCAUUAUACACCUUUAGUUGCCCAGUUUACUUAAACUUUAAUAAAAGUAAAAAGUAGAUUAAA
Messenger RNA from Cercocebus atys (sooty mangabey), 5581 nucleotides. RefSeq names its product phosphorylase kinase, beta (gene PHKB). Gene Ontology annotation, molecular function: calmodulin binding. Gene Ontology annotation, biological process: glycogen metabolic process. The transcript has 32 exons. Gene Ontology annotation, cellular component: phosphorylase kinase complex. NCBI's taxonomy places the organism in Eukaryota, Metazoa, Chordata, Mammalia, Primates, Cercopithecidae. The coding region runs from base 1052 to 4312 and encodes 1086 amino acids. The record is from RefSeq and is a predicted model, not a curated record.